UAGACCCCGCGAGACACCCGCCAAUCGGUCUAAUGGCAUAAAAGGCUUUCUUUUUAAAUUAAGCUUUUUAUUGUUGUUGUUGUUGUUAUUAUUAUUAAUUUACUAUCGUGAAAUAAAUACAUAUAAGAGAGUAAGAGACCAGAAAAGUAAUUAUAUUUUCCCAAAAAGCCAAAUUCCAAUUAGCUUAUCAAAUGCCAUUAACAAUUAACAUUGAGCGAUAUCAUUUGCGAAAUCAAAUUCUAAGCGUUCGGCGAUUUGCAUAUCGCAGUUACAGAUGCAUUGGAUCUUUGUGCCCAAAUCCAUGAAGACCAUAAGCCAAGGUAUGUUAGUAAGGCGUGUUGGCUAUUGGGCAUGCGGAUUGCUUUGUCCAUCAAUCCAAAGAGUGGAGAUAACCAGCUGCAAUCCACUGCAUGCACACGUUCGUCAAUGAAAGUAUCAUCUCACUCCUCUACUUGAACAUUUGCACAUGUUGGCAUACAAUAUUCUAAGAGGUACUAAGAGGUACAUGUCAAUUUCUGCCCUUGGUCACAUGACUGGCGCUCUCUGGAAUGGAUGGAGAUGGAUCUCCACGUCAGCUCACGUCUCAAAAUCUCAGCUCCGCGGAACUGCUUCAAAGCCACUGAAGCUGAAGCAGUCCUGUACAACGAUGCGAGGCAGUACUAUGGAUGUGGCGUGCCCAACCAAGUGUCAUAAUGGAUUUUGAUGAGCGGGUACCCGUUGGGUCUAACAUGUAUCUGCCCAGCUGUACUUAUUACGUGUCUGGAACGGAAUUCUCCAGUCUUCCUCCUUUUCUGCCCCAGACCCCGUCUUCAUGCCCCAUGACAUACUCAUACUCCACGACCAAUUUGCCACAGGUUCAGACCGUUAGAGAGGUCUCUUUCAGGGACUAUGCCAUUGACACGUCCAGCAAGUGGCACUCCAGGGGCAAUCUGCCACACUGCUACACGACAGAAGACAUGGUGCACAGGGACUGCCUGUCGAAUCCUGGAACUUUGGGGGACAUGUUAUCGAAAAACAACUCGGUUCUUUACCACUCUAACACGAGCCACACACCCAACAUGUUUGGCAGCGUAGGGAGGAACGGAGUGCUGCCCCAAGCAUUCGAUCAGUUUUUCGAGUCAGCCUACGGGAACGUGGAAAAUCAGUCGAGCGAUCAUCCGGUGGACCGGGCAACCAGCAAAGCGCCUCCGCCCGCUGAUUCAGGGAGCGACAGUUGUCGGGGAACGGAUGAAACCGAGCGGUGCGAAGAGACGAGCAGCCCCGAGUCAUCUUCCGGUAACAACGAACAGAAAUUCAGCAACAGCAACAGCACCGGUCAGAAGACACGGAAAAAGAGGUGCCCUUACACCAAGUAUCAGAUCAGAGAGCUGGAGAGAGAAUUUUUCUUCAGUGUUUACAUUAACAAAGAAAAAAGGCUACAGCUUUCCAGAAUGCUCAACCUCACCGACCGUCAAGUCAAAAUAUGGUUUCAAAACAGAAGGAUGAAAGAAAAGAAACUAAACAGAGACCGUUUGCAGUAUUACACCACGAACACUCUGCUUUAGACUGUCGGGAAAUCGUUUAUGAGAGAUGGUUCAUUUCAAGUUCGUCGAUGCACAUCCCGGCAGGCUUCUACGGGACGAGCUGUGACCUUCAUUCCUCUGACAGACUUUUUCAUCGAUAUGAACAUAAAUUAAUAUUCAAUAUAAUCGUUACCAUUUGAAAUUAAGAUACAUUUGUUGUUGUUGUUAUUAUAGUAUGGUCAUUAGAUCUCCAUUGUAUUAAGUGUUACAGGGUUUAUUAUUAUUAUUAUUAAUUUUAUUAUUAUUAUUAUUAUUUUCUGACCAAGAUCUGUAACGUUUACGCAUAUGUGUCAUAUAGCAUAUAAGUAAGCGCUAAGUAUUCUUACAUCUAUUUGGGUGGCAAAAUGUUGUGGCGAGACAAAUACUAUAGGCUAGAAGGUGAAUUUUAAACUACCAAUACUGUUUCUUAUAUGUGGUUUAUAUUAUUAGUCUAUUCUUAAUUUUGUAUUUUUUUCGUGUUUUAGUAAAUAUCGCACCCUUCAUUAGUAUACGCCUUUAUGCUUACUGGGGACUAGACGCGUCUUACGCGCUAAAUUCUCGUAUACUUGAAUUGUGUGAACUUUCAAUGGGUGUAUAUUUGGUAUUCGGCCUCUUUACUGUACUGCGCAUACUCUAGUAAAAUCGACAUUUGCUUAUAGAAAUGUCGUCGAAAUCAAAGAUAUUCCUAUUUAUUUUGUGUGAGACAAUUAAGGUUCUAGAGAACGUUUAAGGCAAAUGCAAUAACUGAACCUGCAUGGACAGUACUUGAGAGCUGAGACCUCUAAAAACCCCAAUCAAAAUCAUAUUUUCUACUUGAGUUCUUUGACUCUCCACAUUUUCUGUUGAGACCUUAUAUUGAUGUUGCAGGAGCUCAUUCAUAAUAUCUCGUGUUUAUAACAUUUCUUCAGUGUUAUA
Molecule: messenger RNA, 2456 nt
Organism: Xyrauchen texanus (razorback sucker)
Lineage: Eukaryota; Metazoa; Chordata; Actinopteri; Cypriniformes; Catostomidae
Product: homeobox protein Hox-A11b
Exons: 2
Coding region: 666-1544 (292 amino acids)
Biological process (GO): regulation of transcription by RNA polymerase II; anatomical structure development
Cellular component (GO): nucleus
Molecular function (GO): DNA-binding transcription factor activity, RNA polymerase II-specific; RNA polymerase II cis-regulatory region sequence-specific DNA binding
Source: RefSeq, a predicted model, not a curated record